This is a messenger RNA of Mytilinidion resinicola, 1917 nucleotides long. RefSeq names its product HET-domain-containing protein. The record is from RefSeq and is a predicted model, not a curated record. Lineage: Eukaryota; Fungi; Ascomycota; Dothideomycetes; Mytilinidiales; Mytilinidiaceae. The transcript has 2 exons. The coding region runs from base 263 to 1780 and encodes 505 amino acids.
UGAUACCGCCGGUAUACAGCACAUACAGCUGUUCUCCCCUCGAAAUUUUGGGCUACAAAUUGAGCAUAUGCGUAUUUCAGAAUUUUUAUCUGGAACCACAAACUCGGAUGUGUCAAUGGGCCGGCUUCGGAAAUGGCUAGAGGUAUGCGACGCGACUCACGAAACCUGCAAUAACAAUAACGCAAGCCGCCUUCCUUCUCGUCUUAUAGACGUGACACAGAUUCCGAGAGGGAGCAUUUCGGGAGUUAAACUCAUUCGCACCAUGCCCGGACAGUCUGGAAAGUAUGUUUGCCUGAGUCACUGCUGGGGGAAAACACCCAUCACGUGCUGCACAACAAUCGAUACUGUCGGAAAAGCUAUGGAUUUCCUCGAUUAUGGCGCACUCCCGAGGAAUUUCCAAGACGCUAUUACUAUAACGAGGAGACUAGAUAUACAAUACAUCUGGAUUGAUUCUGUCUGUAUUAUUCAGGACGACAAGUAUGACUGGGAAGUUGAGUCCGCGAAGAUGGCGGAUAUCUACCGAUACUCCUACCUGACUAUUGCUGCAGCCUCCUCCGCGGAUUCUACUGGUGGAUGUUUUUCGAGUACGAAUGCGGACAUUUGCAUGUCUCUUGAUGACAACACUGGACGAUUACUGUUGGUUGGUGCGCGCAUGUGCGAUGCUAUGGGCACUGUGAAUGACGAAGCAGAGGUCAAGAAACGAUUCCCGUUAUUUCAAAGAGGCUGGGUCUUGCAGGAGCGUCUAAUGUCGAGACGCAUUCUCUACUGCAACUACGGAGAGCUGGCCUUUGAAUGCCUGGAGUCUAAGACGUGUGAAUGUGGAAACUCGUCUCUCUCUCCACACGUAAUAAACGGAAUGGGAAAACGAGAGGCCAACUUGAGACAUCGGCUUCUAAUGGCAAAAGUCUCCGUCCCCAGGGGCGAUUUAUCUCUAGAGUGGCGUUCCAUGGUUUCAAGCUAUACGCUUCUGCACCUCACCAAGGCGAACGACAUACUCCCGGCCAUUUCAGGAUGUGCCAGGGUCAUAUCUGAAUUGACCGGAGACGAGUACCUUGCGGGGAUGUGGAAGAAAUCCCUGUCCAUCGAGCUCCUCUGGUACAUCGAGACCAAGCGCAAGUUCUCACGGGCUGCUUGGACGGCUCCAUCCUGGUCGUGGGCCUCAAUAUCCCCUGGCCAGGAAAUCUUCUUUCUCAAACCAAACCUCAGCAGCCCGUGGAGGACAAUGCUUGGCGAAUCCAUACAGACCGUCGACUGCAAAACCGAGGGAGGUAACGACCUCGGGCAACUCGUACCUGGAACGGGCCGUCUCACACUCAAAUCGGCAUUACUACCCUGUUUUGUUCGUCGCUUUUGCAACGAAAGCGCCACGGCAGCGCAGCCCUCCCAUGACAGGCGCAGAUUCGGCCUACAUUAUCGAGUCACGAUCGCGAAUCCUGCCGCUGCAUGCGAAGUUCCAGUGCCCGCACUUGAAUCACAAGACGGGCAGUUUGUGUUCUACCCCGACGUACGACUCGGGGAUGAACUCUGGUUCGAUCCGUUUCCUGCUUGCUCGAUCUGCUCACUUGCUCGAAUCUGGCUUCUGCAUAUCGCUCGCAAAGUGGAUGGUGGUGAGUGCCGGGACAUUUUUAUGAUGCUUAAGGAAAUUGAGGCAAGUCCGAAUACAUAUGGAAGAUUUGGUGUGACGAAAUUUGAAGGGCAUACGGUUGGUCAGCGGGGUAGGUGGUUUAAGGAGGUGUGGGAAAAGCAGGCGAUGCCAAAAAGGGACUUUUCGAUCGUUUAGACCAACACAUCUACCUAGGACGUGCUUGUAAUAGAUUACCAAGAGACGGAUAUACCACGCCCCUGGCUUCAACCUUCACUCUUACGCUCUCGACACCCCCAAAAGGCAGUCUAAGUUCCAUUGCAUUGAACUCUACU